AUGCAAGCUCUAAAUAAGAACACAACAAACUUUUCAAACUAUUCUAAGAUAUCUGAGUCAUUGAAAGAAGGAAACUUAAAACUGACAUUAAACCCAAUGACAGAUGAGUUUCUAUUUCAAGACAACAAGAACCAUACUGUUUGUAUAAAUCCAACAAAAAGAACUUUAAACGAGAAACCUAUAGAUGAACUUCUUUUGAAAGCAGAUAUUGACAACAAAGCUGACAAAGAAUAUGUCAUUGAAAAAGUUCAAGAAGAACAUGACAGAGCAGAUGCAACAUAUGCAACAAAAGAGGAUGUUGAAAAGAAAGCUGACAAAGAGUAUGUUGACGAUGAGUUAGCAUAUCUGGCUAGUGGGUUAGUGAAGAAGGCAGAUAAGGAAUAUGUGGAUGAAAAAGACAAUGAAAUUAUAAAAAGGGUUGACUGGUACCAUGAACGGACAUCGAAGAUUUUAAAAACUAAAGCCGAUACAGGAUGGGUUUCAGGAUGUUUAGACCUUAAAGCCGACAAAGAAACUGUAGAUAUGUUGACACAAACGGUUUCAAGUCAUACCAGAGGUUUAAUGGAAGAUGGACAACAGUUGAAAGAGCU
Messenger RNA from Trichomonas vaginalis G3, 590 nucleotides. RefSeq names its product phage tail repeat-like family. The record is from RefSeq and is a predicted model, not a curated record. The transcript has a single exon. NCBI's taxonomy places the organism in Eukaryota, Parabasalia, Trichomonadida, Trichomonadidae. The annotation marks the transcript as partial.